AUGCCAAAGCAAAGAUAUAAUUAUAAGGGCCGAAGUCCAAAUGUUUUGGCCUUCGAGCAAAGUGGGGGACAAGAUGAAGACUUGUCUGGUUGUCUCUCCAGUGAUCUGGUCGCCGGGCAAUCCCUGGCAGCCAAAAAUAGAGGCAAAGCGUUAGAUGAGCGCACGUUGCGCCUCUAUGAAACGAGGCUGAUACAUCUUGAGGAAUUUGCCACAAACCAGGGAGAUGAAGCGCUUCUAUUUGGAGAAAGAAAACGUCCCUUCCUAGCUGUUACCAUCAUGACAUUCCUACAAAAAAAGUGCGAACGAAAAGGGAAAAAAAUCGGAUCCCUUCGUUGUGAGGGGUUAAAACCCCCAGUAAUAAAUGGUUAUAAAGCCGCUUUCCGGUACUGGUUUAAUGCAUUUGGACAUACUGGGCCCUACGAAGAAGUAGUGGAGAAAGAUGAAGAGGGCAAGGUGAUUGGAGUAACACCAAGUGGCAAUCCGAUGUUUUCUCCUGGUGUGAAGCAAACAAUCAAGCAACUCAUCAAAAGAGCUAAGCGACCUUCAAAGAAAGAAACGCGUAGAGGUCGUCAGGCAUAUGAACCGAAGAAAGCCCCUCCAUUUAUGCUUGACGACCUCUACAGAAUGAGGAACUACUGCUUAAUGACAAUAGAGGGUUUAUGUGGAUUGUGGCUUUGGACGGUUACCUUGUUCUCAUUUUCUUUAUUUCUACGUGGUGAGGAGCCACUAAGACUGAAAGUCAAGCAUCUCUCUUUUCCUGAUGGUUUCGAUCCAAAAUCGGACAACAUUCCUCAUCGAAUCGAGGUUAGAAUUCCUUUCUCAAAAGCGGAUAGACAAGCCAAAGGUGUUACACUGACUCUUUGGUCAAACCCCUUGGAUUCAAACCUCUGUCCUGUUACAGCCCUACUGAGUUGGUUUAUGAUAACAGGCAUCACUAAAGGACUGAUUUUCCCCCGUAUUGCAAGAAAUAAUCUAGAAGUCAGUUCUUCAAGAAGCUAUCAUGGUGUAUCUUCAUAUAGAAAGACAUUUGGCCAGAUGUGCCAACACCUUUUUGGGAAGCCAUAUACUACCCAUUYAAUAAGAAGAUCGGCAGCUCAGUGGGCUGCUCGCUGUGGUGCCGAUGACAGCACAAUAAAGAGGGCAGGGCGAUGGAAAUCCAAUAGCUUUGAGCUGUAUACGCAGGAUGCCCGCGCAGAAAUCAUCAAACUGCAGCAUGACAACCGGCCAUCUAGUGACCACAAAAAGUGGAUGUUCAAGCCAUUGCGCUGA
Molecule: messenger RNA, 1269 nt
Organism: Actinia tenebrosa (Australian red waratah sea anemone)
Lineage: Eukaryota; Metazoa; Cnidaria; Anthozoa; Actiniaria; Actiniidae
Biological process (GO): DNA integration; DNA recombination
Molecular function (GO): DNA binding
Source: RefSeq, a predicted model, not a curated record